AUGUUCAGAGCAGCCGGACUUCCGGGUGGCGGUCCCGCCCCGCUUUUUCUUAAUGAGUGCAUCACGCACUUCACUGUGACCGCCUGCGUCUACUUGUUACUGGCCAUCGUGUCUGCCUGUGCCCUCAUCAUCCCCAACGUCAUGGACGUGGACGCCGACUGCGAAGACCAAGUCACCAUGGCCCUCGAAACUUCGGCCGGCAUCGGCCUCACUGUUUACUGCGCCGGCCUCUUCGGCUAUUACCUCUACCUCGCCUCGCGCAAGUGGUGGUCCGACGAGCAAACGCUCUGGUACAACGCCGUCCAUUGCAUCCUCAUCUUUCUCGCAGCCCUCUGCCUUGUAGCCAACACAGAGAUCAUGGCCUCCAUCACGAAAUGCCACACAACCGUCUACAGCAAAUGGUAA
Gregarina niphandrodes is the source of this 405-nucleotide messenger RNA. Its product is annotated as putative transmembrane protein. Lineage: Eukaryota; Apicomplexa; Conoidasida; Eugregarinorida; Gregarinidae. The transcript has a single exon. The record is from RefSeq and is a predicted model, not a curated record. Bases 1 to 405 code for a protein of 134 amino acids.